Messenger RNA from Caenorhabditis auriculariae, 3039 nucleotides. Lineage: Eukaryota; Metazoa; Nematoda; Chromadorea; Rhabditida; Rhabditidae. The record is from the annotation of a GenBank genome assembly.
AUGAGCAGCUAUGAAUAUCCUCGGGGACGACCGGGCUUCGACAGCAGUCGUUGUACGUUCAUUUGAUUCUUGUUUGUUUGUUUAUUUCUUUUUUUUUAAAGUUUCAACAAGCUCUCGGUCAUAUCGCGGCCCUAUAAUUGAAGAAAUAUUUGAUGAAGGUCCACAACCGCGAGUAGAAAGGUUCUUUUUUCCGUUUUUGAGUUUAAUAAUCAGAAUGAAGUUAUAGAGAUGAUACUCAGCGGACCUAUUCGACGAAUUCGUAUUUAAGAGGAUAUUCAGGAGAUGAAAAUUCAGAAAAUUUCAGCGACGAAGAUGCUGAAAGGUUAGUUCCUAGCAUAGAAUCAAUAAAACUGAAAAGUUGAAUUCCCAUGUGUGGUUUUUGGGCGCGUUUUGCGAACUCUUCGCUACGAAAAUUCGACUUUUCAAAUUCAUUUUUCCGAUCGGAUGUUCCUUUAAAGACACCAGCAUUUUCAGAAAAGAACGUCUUCAAAGGUGUAAAAUGAGAAUAUCUGAGCUCAACGGCGAAUGGGAAGAUUUGCGCCGGAGGGAAUUGUCGGAUCCAACGAAAUUUCCUGUUGAGGACAGGCGACGCAAGGACAAAAUAGCAGAGAAAAAAGCCAAGUUAGUUAAAAAAUUAUGGUUUUUCGAUUUUUUUUUUCUGUUCAGUGGGAAUAUAUGGGAUCUUUUUUUCUACAGUCAAAUUUUUUUAUUUUUUUUUUCUAUUAAAAUGACCUUUAGGUUCGAAGAGAUGUACAGACUGGCUUUGGAUAAGUUCAAAACCCAAAGACGCGUUCUCGCCCCUAUCAGACGUUUCUCAAGACAGCAAAGUCCGAACUACGAGUUCGAAUCGGACAGAAAAAGCGCCGGAAAUCGCAACGAGAGAAGAGAAUACGUCGAUGCUGAUUAGUACGUGUGUUUUUUUAAAAGAUGGUCGUGCUGAUUUAUCUGAUUGUCUCUACGUUUUAGGCUAUUUAUAAGGAAAAAUGUUGUAAAUUAUUAGAAGUUGGUGUUUCUCGAAAAGUUAAGGUGGGUAUAAAAAAUUUUUGAACCCUGUUGCCGAUUGAAAGUUGGAUGGUGUGCUCUGAAAUCUCCUUAUUUUAUAUUUCGGCAGUUGUCGCUUGUGGAAAACUACCUAUUUUUUUAAGAUAAAGCGUGAAAUUGAAGGCAAAAUAAAAUUUUCUGUGUUAUCAGAAGGGCUUGAAGUAUAUCUUUGGGAAGUUUUCAAAAUCGUCAAGCAGGAAUCAUCUUUGAAAAAAUUAAAUUCAAAGCGCUAUUUUUUCAGCCCCGAUUCUCAUCACUAUAAACGAAUGGGAAUAUUUUUCCACUUAUUUUCAAGUUUUUAUGUACCUUAAAGUACGUGAACCCUGCUACAAUUCCUGACUGUGUUUUUUCAGAAAACUUUUUAACUCUAAUCUUUAAUUUAAACGGAAUCAAUUCCUUGCAUUCAUAUUUUUUUAGAAGCAAUGUAUAAGUUUUUUUCUCACAUAUGAUGUUUAAAAAAAGUUUUAUAACAGUUUUUUUCUUCACGUUUUGAUAGUUUUAUUCACUUCUUCGCCUUCCAUAUUAACGUGUUUUUCCUGUUUCAUUUUUUUUUUAAAUAAUAUAAUUGUGGAUAUAUUUAUUUUACAGCUACGGGCCGAUGGCGUCAAGCGGAAGCCGUAGCUCUAACGUUCCAGCAAAUCGUGCACCUCCCACACGCGGUGACUUCAAACGAAAAUCGCGCAAUCCCAGAAACAAGAAAAGGUUUUUGGAUAUAUCAUUAACAAUUGCAGUUAGGCGCAGACUUUUUCUGCGCCAUUUUUAUUUGGUUUUGAGUACUUUUUCGUGACUUUUUUUUGAGGAAACAAAUAUAAUGACUAUUUUCAACCUAUUUGUAAUGAACAGAAGCUUCAAGUUAUCAACAAAAAAUUCUCUCAAUAACUUCUUUCAAAAAUUCAAUUUUCUAGGUAUCAGCCGGGCGCAAAAGCUCUGCAGGAGAUCCGAAAAUACCAACGGUCCACGGAUCUUCUCAUCAAUCGCGUGAGUUGUCGGAAUCUUUUCGGACAUUUCUCCAAUGAACGAUUGCAGGCACCUUUCCGCAGAGUCGUCAAAGAAAUCGUCCAGGAAUAUGGAGAGUUCCGGAUGCAGGCGGAUGCUCUCGCGGCUCUUCAAGAGGUUCCCAAGUUUUCCCUUCUUCUUUCCCAUGACCUAAAAAGUUUUAAAGGACCCCUAUACUUCUCCCCGAGUUUUUCUAAUAUAAUUUCAAUACUAGUGCCUAAAUGUAAUUUUUUUUUUCAAUCAACAAUAACUUCUUGGAGUUAACAAUCAUUUUAAUACGUUUUUUUCAAAAAUUUGUGAUAUAUCACUUACUUUUAGAAAAUGUCUUGUUCGCUAGCUAAUGAGGUUCUGCAGAGUAUUCUGAUCCUCAAAGUUUUUGUUAAUUUCUUUUCGUUAACUGACCUCCUUAAAAGUUUUGAGAUUAUUCAUUUUUUAGCAUAAUUUCUGUGAGCUCAUUAUUCGUUACUGAUCUAUCAUUUUUUAGUGAUUCUUUUUCUUAAAUGAAAGUUUGAAAAAUAACGUUUAUAGGGCCUUUUCUCUACUUUUGUCUAAAUUUUUUAGAGUAAUUUUCCAGCAAUGCUCAACGUAAAUCAGAGAAAAAACGGUUCAAAACUUAGCCCUAAGCUCUUUCAAAAACAAAAUUCUAGGAAAGGUAAUCGAAGUUGAAAAGAUUUUUUUCUGUUCUAGGAAUAAAUUUUUUUAUGGUUUUAGAACUUUACAAAAAUCUUUUUGUACAAGUUUUCAAACGGAUUUCUGAACAAUUUAUUGAAAAGUCGAGUUUUUUUUUUCUUCUAGCUGUUAUCAAAGACCAUUUGGGAAAAGUAGAACAAUGUGAGAAUAAAGUUACUCCGAGAAAAACCUGUAUAAUCGAAUUUUAAGGCGGCGGAGGCGUUUCUGGUGCAGUUCUUCGAGAACGCGAACUUGUGCACGGCUCAUGCUCACCGUGUCACGCUGAUGCCUGCGGAUAUCCAUCUUGCGCGUCGUCUUGUCCUUCGAUUCUGA